UGGUCUGGAGUAACAACAAUGAUGCCACUGAUCGGAGGGUUCCUUGCAGACUCAUACUUUGGAAGAUUCAAUGCAGUCUUAAUCUCAUCCUUUAUCUAUCUCUUGGGCCUGACCCUAUUGACAAUGUCUGAAUUAAUACCAAGGUUGAAGCCUUGCAAAAUGGACAAUUGUACCAAUUCCACAAAGAUCCAUGAGAUCAUCUUCUUCCUUUCCAUGUACUUGAUCUCAGUAGGAACAGGAGGUCACAAACCUUCUCUAGAGAGCUUCGGAGCUGACCAGUUCGACGAUGAUCAUUCUGAAGAAAGAAAGAAGAAGAUGUCUUACUUCAACUGGUGGAACUUUGGUCUCUGUAGUGGUCUAGUGCUUGGUGUAACAGUGGUAGUUUAUGUGCAAGACUAUGUCAGUUGGGGUGUUGCAGAUAUCAUUCUCUCUGCAGUUAUGGCCAUUACAAUCAUAAUCUUCUUCAUUGGAAGGCCAUUUUACCGAUUCAGGAAGCCAUAAGGCAGCCCUUUAACACCCAUGUUGCAGGUUAUGGUGGCCGCUAUAACCAAGAGAAGUCUUCCCCAUCCUUCUGAUCCUGCUCAGUUAUAUGAAGUACCCAAAACAAACAAGAACCAGGGGAGGCUUUUGUGCCACACACCUAAGCUCAAGUUCUUGGACAAAGCUGCAAUCAGUGAAGAAAAGGAGAAAGGAUCAAGUGAGAAGCAGCAGAGUCCAUGGAGAUUGUCUACAGUGACCAAAGUGGAAGAGAUGAAGCUAAUUCUCAAUGUGGUCCCUAUAUGGCUAUCUUCCUUGACAUUUGGAAUAUGUGUGGCACAAACCUCUACAUUUUUCAUCAAACAAGCAAGUACCAUGAACCGUCGGAUAAGCACAAGCCACCACCAUGUUUUUAUGGUCCCACCAGCUACAGUCUAUUCUCUUUCUGCAAUUGGAAUGAUCAUUGCUGUAGUCAUCUAUGACAAGAUCCUAGAACCUGUACUGAGAAAAGCCAGAGGCAAAGAAAGAAGGAUUGAAAUCCUACAAAGGAUUGGUAUAGGAAUGGGGUUUGUAAGUGUAACCAUGAUUACUGCUGCAUUGGUGGAAAGAAAGAGACUUGAAGCAGUAGAGAGGGGAAUUAGUCGUAUGAGUGUGUUCUGGUUAACUCCACAAUUCAUGAUCAUGGGUUUUGGAGAUGGGUUUGCUCUAGUUGGCCUCCAAGAGUACUUCUAUGAUCAAGUUCCUGAUAAGAUGAGAAGCUUAGGAAUAGCUUUAUAUCUCAGUGUGAUUGGGCUUGGGAACUUCCUCAGUAGUCUAUUGAUAACUGUUGUUGAUCAUGUUAUAACACAAAGGCAUGGGAGGAGUUGGUUUGGGAAAGACUUGAACAGUAGUCGCUUGGACAAGUUUUAUUGGUUGUUGGCAGCCAUGAAUGGGGGUGAACUUAUGCACCUUUAUGUUGGUAGCUAGAUGGGCUUCUUACAAAAAUGUGCAAGGGCUGCUGUUGCUGACUCUCAUGGUGUGAGAGAUGAGAUAGAAUUGAUGGCCUGAUUAAAUGAUGAUGUCAUCAAUCAUUUUUUCGCUGAAUGGCCAAUCUACCCUUAUGGGUAUGUUAGUUACUAUAAUGACCUUCGAUUACAAUCUGCUCCGACUACCUCUGCUCUGCAUACCUGCAAAGAAAAAAGGAAGAGGAAGAUGUUAUAGGAGGCAUCCCAGAUGAGAAUAAGGGUUUAUUCUCUACCUUCACCACCCUCCAUGUUUGUGGAUCUACUUCUUCUCUUCUUAUUGUCUCUCUUAUAUGUUGCCCAAUCAGAUGAUUUUGACAUCAAAUUCAAAGCUGCGUUUCGGAGAUCAGACACCAUUAUUUUCGAUUCAUGGACACCAGAUAAUCAACCUUGCAAUUUCACCGAAAUUUCCUGUAAUUCGGACAGUUCAGUAACAAGUAUUGAACUGGGUAAUAGAAAUCUAGUCAGUGUUAUCCCUUUAAACAACCUCUAUCAGCUUCUAUACUUGUAGAAACUAGAUCUUGGAUCAAAUUUCUUGUACGGUACCAUCACAGAAGCUUUGAGGGAUUGCAGUUAUUUGCGGUACUUAGAUCUUGGGUAUAACUCCUUCUCCUGUACUACAAUCCCUGAUUUAUCCACUCUAGCCCAAUUAGAACUGUUGAGCUUGAAUUCCAGUGGGAUUUCAAGUCCUUUCCCAUGGAGUUCACUAGCAAACAUGACAAAUCUUGCCUUUCUGAGUCUCGGCAAUAAUUUCUUCGACAAUGCUCCAUUCCCACUAGAGGUUUUGAAGCUCCAAAAGUUGUUCUGGAUGUACCUCUCCAAUUGCAGCCUUGAAGGACCUAUUCUCAAAGGCAUCAGAAAACUUAUUGGACUCAUCGACCUAGAACUCGCCGAUAACAAUCUAUCUGGCAAGAUCCCAGCUAAUAUCGUGAAGCUUACGAAUUUGUGGCAGCUUGAGCUCUACUACAAUCAACUGACAGGAAAAAUCCCACCUGAAUUUCGGAGCUUUAGUGCUGGUCUCACUUAUUUCGACGCCUCCGAUUACAAUUUGCGCUUCACUGAUACAAUUCUCACUCUUGGACGAUAGGGUUUCAAAACCACACUGCCUGAGUUCGCUCUGCAUCACACCUUCGUCCCUUCUAAGAAAUCAUUGAUAACAGCCAACGAGGUAAAUUGAGGUAAUAACUUCAAUAAUUUUCUUCCUUUCAGAAGGAGAAAGAUGGGGUUUUCUCUACUGGGGUCGCAGAUGAAGAUUUGGUGCGGAGCUACCCACCGUAGCUUCUGCCUGCUGCUGUUAGGGUUAUAAUCGCCCAGCUAGGGUUGCAGCUGAACUGACGGUGAUAAUAUGUAAGGGUUUGGAAGGGUAAAAAUGAACUCUUUUUAGAGUUUUAAGUACAAGGGUAAAAAUGUCAUUUCCCACUUUUAGUUAACGGUGUUACAAAUCAGGGGUGUGGUGGAUAUUAUUUUCAUUUUUAUGAGU
Messenger RNA from Macadamia integrifolia, 2958 nucleotides. Its product is annotated as protein NRT1/ PTR FAMILY 5.6-like. The record is from RefSeq and is a predicted model, not a curated record. The coding region runs from base 520 to 1443 and encodes 307 amino acids. The transcript has 3 exons. Gene Ontology annotation, cellular component: membrane. Gene Ontology annotation, molecular function: transmembrane transporter activity. Lineage: Eukaryota; Viridiplantae; Streptophyta; Magnoliopsida; Proteales; Proteaceae. Gene Ontology annotation, biological process: transmembrane transport.